UGUGGUUGUGGGCAAGGGCGAAAUAAUGGAUACAAAUCAGCUAGACAUGAAGUUUAAGGUGAUAUCUAGCGUUGGAUAAUGUGGGCGGCGCUUACAACACCAGACAGACGAGAGGAGAGGAGUCAGCAGGCCCAGUCAGCUGUCAGCCCACACUCCCGGCUUACCAUUCCCCGCCUCCCCGGCCUAAAUAUCAGCUACCAUGGCGUCCAGAAGGGCCCUGCAUUUCGUGUACAAGAUUGGCGACCGAAAGGAGACGGCAAAGUUCUACAGAGACAUCUUAGGGAUGAAGGUACUGCGUCAUGAGGAGUUUGAUGAAGGCUGCAAGGCUGCCUGUAAUGGACCCUAUGACGGAAAGUGGAGCAAGACCAUGAUCGGAUAUGGACCAGAAGAUAACCACUUUGUGUGUGAGCUGACUUACAACUAUGGGGUCUCCCAGUAUGAAAUGGGGAAUGAUUUCCUAGGGAUGCACAUAGACUCCCAGGAGGCUGUGGAGCGGGCCCAAAAGAGUGGCUGGCCUGUAAAGGAAGAAGGAAACCACAGUGUCCUGGAGGCCCCUGGUGGCUACAAGUUCAUCAUUUCUCACAAACCGCAGCCAGCUGACAAAGACCCAGUGCAGCAAGUCGUCCUGGCAAGCAGCAACCUGGAAAAGUCUGUGGCGUACUGGAAGGACCUGGCCGGCAUGACUCUUUAUAGCAGGACAGACAAGAGUGCCACCCUUGGCUACAGUGACACUCAAGCUAAACUGGUGCUGCAGGACAUUGGUGGACCUGUGAACCAUGCCAAGGCCUUUGGGCGCAUUGCCUUCUCUGCCCCGGGAGGUGACCUGCCAGGCAUCGAGAAGAAGAUGAAGGAGGAUGACCAGACCAUCCUCACCCCAUACAUCUCCCUGGACACCCCUGGCAAGGCCACGGUCCAGGUGGUCAUUCUGGCAGACCCGGAUGGCCAUGAGAUCUGCUUUGUGGGAGAUGAAGGCUUCCGUGAGUUGUCUCAGGUAGAUCCCAAGGGCGACGAACUGCUGACAGAGGCCAUGGAGCAAGACAAGUCUGACGAGUGGUUUGCUGAGAAGGGCGGAAAGGCUGCUGCAUAGAGACUGCUGUUUACCAUGACUUGAAUCACAACCAUGAUGAUAUUAUGUGCUUGUCUUGUAUCCUCUUUUUCAGCUCUAAGUAAGAUUAAUCCUUUCCAUCCGUGGCACAGAUGUCGGCAUCACAGUAUGGAAAGGGUCAAGAGGAAAUGGAAGAGGAUUAAUCCUCUUCUAAACUUCUCAAUCCUCCUCUAAAUUCCUCUUAAUCCUCUUCCAUUUCCUCUUAAGAGGUUUAGAAGAGGAUUAAGAGGUUUAGAAGAGGACAAAACCCUUUCCAUACAGUGACGCCGAUGUUGGCGUCGCCGGAGCGAAGGGGUUAGCUGAGAAAUGGCUCUGAUAUCUUGCCAAAAUAGCUGCUUCAGUCUGUUGAAAUACUCUACUUUAUGUAACAUGUAAGUUAAUUACUACCCACUUGGAAUGCUGUCAGUCUUGUUAGUGUCUGUAUGAAGUAAAUUUUCCAUACCCUUUUACAUCAUGACAUUCACUUCAUAAAAGGAAGUGGUUUAGUCCUCGUAUUCAUGAAUUGCAACCUAUAUUUAUUUUGACAACCUGAAUGUAAAUUUGUUUAAGCAUUUUUGUCCACUGAGUGGUAAGAAUCUAACAUGCUUGCAUAGGAGUGUUUGAUUAAAGUUGACAGAUGCUGUGGGACUGUAAGGGGUACCUGGGACCCCGUAUAAUCUACCUAAGUGCAAUGGUGUGCCCAUGACCCUGAAGGGCUGCAGCUGUGCCUCCCUGUCAUUGUUCUUUAACCCUCCCUUUUUCCUAUAUCAUCACCUGUUCCUGAAGGCAGUGUCUGGAUAGAGUGAAGCUGGGUGGUUUGCUGUGUUCAGGCUCCUGUUUAAACUUGUGCAUUCCAAAACUGUGUCGUACAUGCAUUAAUUAAGAAUGGUGAUCAGUAACUUCACUGAGGAGGUUUUAGCUACUUAGCUUUAGCAGUUGGACUUUUCUUAUUAUUCACGAACAAAUAGAUUUUUAGUAUGGAUCUUAAGAAACUGUAUAUUAUUGAAUUUCUCAAAGUAUACAUGGUUGAUAACAAA
Messenger RNA from Eriocheir sinensis (Chinese mitten crab), 2121 nucleotides. Its product is annotated as glyoxalase domain-containing protein 4-like. The coding region runs from base 200 to 1087 and encodes 295 amino acids. The record is from RefSeq and is a predicted model, not a curated record. Lineage: Eukaryota; Metazoa; Arthropoda; Malacostraca; Decapoda; Varunidae. The transcript has 7 exons.